Molecule: messenger RNA, 1595 nt
Organism: Pyricularia grisea
Lineage: Eukaryota; Fungi; Ascomycota; Sordariomycetes; Magnaporthales; Pyriculariaceae
Exons: 2
Coding region: 292-1320 (342 amino acids)
Biological process (GO): beta-D-galactose catabolic process via UDP-galactose, Leloir pathway; glucose metabolic process
Molecular function (GO): carbohydrate binding; aldose 1-epimerase activity
Source: RefSeq, a predicted model, not a curated record
CCUUGUUGAGAUCACUGACACCAAGACUCGGCUACUAAUAUGACAGGAAUAUCAAACAUUAGGCUGAAUUGUUUCGUGGAACAAAGAAGUGGGUAUUUCGGGCGACACCUGUUGAUAGAUCCAGCCUGGCUUUCCUUAAUAUAGAAAUCGGUUCUACUUAGCUCAUCUACUCCCUCUCCCCAUAUUCCAAAUCGUGAUCAUUGCUUUAAUACUACAUCGCAACCCUGGCGCUGAGCCUAAUUAAUCCUAGUUAUCCCAUAAACACAUAUUGCACACAUAUCCCUCACGGCAAUGUCUCUCUACGAGCCUAUCAAGCUCCUGCCGCUCGGCGCAAUCAUCCAGUCUUUCAAGGUCGGUGACGUCGAUAUCGUUCAGGGCUUCCCCACUCAGGAGCUCUACGAGAAGCACAACAGCCCUUACUUUGGCGAGACCAUUGGUCGCGUCGCAAACCGCAUCAAGGAUGCCAAGAUCAACUCACUAAACGGAGGCAAGACCUACACCCUCGCGGCCAACAACGGACCAAACAGCUUGCAUGGAGGUGUGGUCGGUUGGGGUAAGCGCGUCUGGGAAGGGCCCAAGGCUGUCGGCGUUCGCGACAUUCCUGGUAUCGAGGGUCUGGUUGGCGGCGAGUCUGUCGAGUUCUCUUUGACGAGCGAGGAUGGCGAUGAAGGAUUCCCGGGCACCGUCAAGGCCAAGACGAUCUACACCGCAGGUGAACAGACAGUCGAUGGCAAGAAGGUGACUGUGUUGGGCAUUGAGUACAUUGCCGAGUUGGUUGGGGAUGCCGAAGAAACUCCAAUCAACAUGACCAACCACUCAUACUUCAACUUGACAGGCGGCCCCUCCAUCGCUGGCACAGUGGUUGAACUCGCGACCAACGCAUACCUCCCAGUCGACGAGGGCGGCAUCCCUACAGGCGGCGUUGGAACAUUCUCCAAGUUCGAAGGAAAGAAGCCCUUCACUCUUGGCCCCGAGGAGCCUUGCGUUGACGACUGCUUCAUCGCAAACGACAAGCCCGAGUCUGUUCCCAUCGACACGUCAUCGUUGCCUCUCAGCCGCCACGUUGCCGCGCACCACCCCGACUCGGGAAUCCACCUUGAGGUCUACAGUACGGAGCCCGCGUUCCAGUUCUACACUGGCAAGUACAUCGACGUGCCUGAAGUUGAGGGUGUGCCAGCCCGGAAGGCGCGGAGUGCAUUCUGUGUCGAGCCGAGCCGUUAUGUCAAUGCUGUCAAUGUGGAUGAGUGGAAGAACAUGACGGUUUUAAAGAAGGGUCAGAAAUACGGUGCCCGAAUUGUCUAUCGCGCUUGGAAGGAGUAGGACAAAUGGUAGUGUACUGCCCCUGGCUGGCCGGAGCACAAGCACGAUGGAAGCCUGAUGGCUAGUAAUACCGUACCAGCCCUCGAUAGUAUUUUGUUCUCGAGGCCAGUAAUCUAGCAUGAUAGGUUACUCGAACUCAUCAUCCGGUAUAUCAUGUGCUGCCGUCGGUGCCUUAGCCUCUUGCUUACGGAACAAGCUUGCAAGAAAUUCCCCUGAGCUGGCCUCAUCAAUGCUCUUGUCAUCUCGCUUCUUCAGAAACCGAGGAAAUCGUAGAC